AUGGAUAAGAUCCUGGAAGCCAUCUUGAAUUCUUCGUACCCCGACCACAUGAAACACGGGUUGGUGCGGCGGGUCAUUGAAGCUUCCAAACAGCCCAUGGACAGUGAGCAGUGUUGGUCGAUGCUCGAGCUCUCCACCAAGCUCUUCCUCGUAGGAGACACCAAGUUGAAGAGGUCGGUUGGGAAAGAGCUCUUGGAAGUUUGUGGCCAUUACCACCAGGAGGCGUUUGAGGAGUUCUUCAACGUCCACUUCCUCUUAAGUCUCCUCCAAGAGGGUUACGGGUCCCUAGGGAAAAGGAGUCUGUACGUGCUGGACUACAUCCAACUCGGGCUGCCGUUUGUUUUGGACAGGCCGUCGGCCAAUGACAUUUUCAGCCUCCUGAGGGUUGAGGUUCUCCGGAAAGUCUGCGAGAGGCCGGGGCUGAAACAGUGUGUGAAAAUCAGCAAGCUCUUGACCCAGUACCCGCAAUGUAUCCCCACUGGCAAACGCCAAGCCCUCUUCUGCCAGCAGCUCAUCCGGUGCAUCGGGCAGUUCCGCACCGUCUCGGGAAGAGAAGAGGCCAUUGUGGACUUUCUAGACCAUGUGAUCAAAGUCAGCAGCUUGCUGCAGAAAAUCUGGAAGGCUCAGCUGUCCUCCAUUCUACCGUCCUUGAAAGAACUCUUCACUAUAAUUUCUUCGACAGAAGAGCAGGAGGCGCCCUCGAUCGCGUUAGCCAGCGUGGUCCAGUACGUUCCGCUGGAGCUCAUGGACGGGAUCUUAAGAAACCUCACCAACGACGACAGCAUAUCGAAUGUACAGAUGAUGACGGCGAUCGACAGGAUGAUUGAAUGGGUCUCUUGGCCGCUGGGGAAGAACAUAGACAAGUGGAUCAUAGCCCUGCUGAAGAGUUUGGCUGCUGUGAAGAAGUUCAGCAUCUUGAUCGAAGUCACCCUUUCCAAAAUUGAGAAGCUCCUCCCGCACAUCCCCCGCGUGGUGUCCUCCUUAAUCCGGGAAGACUCCAACUCGGCCGCCAGCUGUUUGGAACAGCUGGCCGAACUGGUCCACUGCAUGUUCUUCCGCUUCUCCGGAUUCCCGGACCUCUACGAGCCUGUUGUGGAAGCCAUAAAGGCACUCCCGAUUCCAAACGAAGACCGCAUUAAGCACCUGCUCGGCCAGAACGCUUGGACCUCGCAGAAGAACGAACUGGCCAGUUUCUAUCCCCGCCUGGCUUCCAAAUCGGAAACGGGGAAGAUCGGGUUAAUUAACCUGGGCAACACCUGCUACAUGAACAGCAUCAUUCAAGCUCUCUUCAUGGCCUCGGACUUCAGGCGCUCGGUGCUCAGUUUGGCAGAGAACAACUCCCAGCCCUUGAUGGCAAAACUCCAGUGGCUGUUUGCCUUCCUAGAGCACAGUCAG
Messenger RNA from Gekko japonicus, 1395 nucleotides. Its product is annotated as ubiquitin carboxyl-terminal hydrolase 35-like. Gene Ontology annotation, biological process: protein deubiquitination. NCBI's taxonomy places the organism in Eukaryota, Metazoa, Chordata, Lepidosauria, Squamata, Gekkonidae. Gene Ontology annotation, molecular function: cysteine-type endopeptidase activity; cysteine-type deubiquitinase activity. The record is from RefSeq and is a predicted model, not a curated record. The annotation marks the transcript as partial. The transcript has 6 exons. Gene Ontology annotation, cellular component: nucleus; cytosol.